AUGCCUCGAUUUGCUCCCAUUCCUCCAGAGUCCCUCACCCCGGAUCAACGGGCGAUCCAUGACCACAUCGACUCUGUGUACAACACGGCUUCUGGAUCCAGCCCGCCGUUCACUAUGAAGGAUCACACUGGAGCUCUACUGGGGCCGUUUCCCAUGAUGAUUCACGCCCCUUUCUUCGGCACCGCAUGGUUUGACCACAUCAUGACGGUCUCUUCACACCCCGCGCUGGAGCCCCGGGCCCGCGAACUCGCCAUUCUUGCAGUCGGCGCCCAUUACCACUGCCCGUACGAAUUGUAUGCACAUAAGCGCGUUGCACUUCUGCCGGCGCUUGGCAUGUCGCAGACGCAAGUGACGGAUGCGAGUGAGGGCAAGGUCCCCGACGGGCUCAGUCCCGCGGAACAAGUGGCCUAUGAGUUUGCUAUGGAGAUGCUCAAUAGCAAGGGGCCGGUAGCGAAGCCACAUUAUGACCAUGCUGUCGCUCUAUUAGGCAAGGAAAGCGUAUUAAUACUUAUGCAGCUUGUUGGCGUCUACUCAUUUGUUUGUUUGAUGCUGAAUGGAGCUGCCACCGAGGUGCCCGAGUAG
This is a messenger RNA of Venustampulla echinocandica, 582 nucleotides long. RefSeq lists its product as uncharacterized. NCBI's taxonomy places the organism in Eukaryota, Fungi, Ascomycota, Leotiomycetes, Helotiales, Pleuroascaceae. Bases 1 to 582 code for a protein of 193 amino acids. The record is from RefSeq and is a predicted model, not a curated record. The transcript has 2 exons. Gene Ontology annotation, molecular function: peroxiredoxin activity.